UCAUCGAACCGUCGAAUAUUCUAUUCUUCCAUUUUCUUGAUUCCACCUAUACAUACAUACAUACACACAGGAAUGUAUUAUGUGUAUAGGCCUACACUCUUCCACCUUCUGCUCCUUCCUGAAUUUCCCAUUUUGCUUAUAAACUAUCGUCGGGAUGAAGUUCUGGAAGAUUCUAAGGAAACUUUUGGAUGAGAUAUUUCCGGAUUGGCAGGACAAGUUUAUAUCUUACAAAGAUUUGAAGAAGCAGCUGAAAUUGAUUCCUCCUGUGACGGAAUCAUCCAAAAAUCUUGUGGAUGAUGAUAAUGAGAGGUCGGACAAACGGCCCAGAUUGGGAGAUGAUCGGAUGGAGGAAGGGGAUGAGGGGAAGGAGGUGACGAAUGAGAUGAAAGAUUUUGUGAAGCUUUUGGAAGGGGAGAUCAAGAAGUUUAAUGGGUUCUUCGUGGAUAAAGAGGAAGAGUACAUUAUCAGAUCUAAGCUGCUCAAAGACGACGUUGCUGAGGCUAAGGAUUCAAAAGAAGAGCUUAUGAAAGUUGGAAGAAUGCUCGUAGAUUUUCAUGGAGAGAUGAUUUUGUUGGAAAACUACAGUGCUCUAAACUACACAGGGCUGUUGAAGAUUUUGAAGAAGUAUGACAAGAGAAGUGGUGAUCUAAUUCGAUUGCCUUUCAUCCAAAAGGUUCUACACGAGCCAUUCUUUAGGACUGAAGUAAUAAAUAAACUAGUGAAGGAGUGUGAGAUUAUGAUUCAUUGCAUCUUCUCGCGGCACGAGCAGUUGGCCCCACCUGAAGACAAUGAACAGAAAGAAGGAUGUAUUGACCAGCCAGUGGCUGAGGAAGAGACGGAAAAACUCAGAGUCCCUGAAGAACUUGCGGAAAUUAAAUGCAUGGAGAACAUGUAUUUGAGGCUUACAAUAUCAGCUUUGCGGACCCUCAAGGAAAUCAGAAGCGGAAGCUCCACUGUGAACAUGUUCUCUUUGCCACCUAUGCAAGGUGGUGAGUUGGAUGAAUCUGUGAAGUAAACUCCGGUUGUAAAGCAAGAAGCCAAGCGUUGUGAUAAUGUAGUUAGGAUUUGGGGACAUACACCUAACAGAUGUUCCCUAGUGUUACAUAUGAGGCAAACGUUAUUACAGCAAGAAAGUUUUUGGGUAGCUGGUUGCUGUUAUAGAGUCGCAAGCUAAAGCUCUGGCAAACAUGAGAUGUGGAUGAUGUUGAUGUAUAGUAUGACAUUGCCAAAGAUGCAUAGUUCCUUAUUAUUUGUUUCAAGGUAUAAUAUUAACUGAUGGUGCAUGAAAUAUUUCCCAAGAUUGAUUCAUCAAA
Molecule: messenger RNA, 1313 nt
Organism: Sesamum indicum (sesame)
Lineage: Eukaryota; Viridiplantae; Streptophyta; Magnoliopsida; Lamiales; Pedaliaceae
Product: SPX domain-containing protein 1
Biological process (GO): cellular response to phosphate starvation
Source: RefSeq, a predicted model, not a curated record